UGAGGGAGGUUGGGUCGUCCAGCGAAGAUCCAGCGCACCUGACUUUAGGUUGCCAACAAUUCCAUCUGUAAAUCAACCAUUAUUGCUUUACCUAAAUUCCAAAAUUGGUUUAUCGCUAAUUCGAGGCGGAGUUUUGGAUUUAAUUAUGGAAAUUUGUUUGUCUCCUAUAUUUAGCGGGUUUCCUUUCUAGGAGGGGGGAGAUUCUGCACAAUCCUUCUCUUCUUCUUGUUCUGGCGUAAGAAAAAGAAUGAACGAACAGUAAUCUCUCUGAUUGGUUAAUUGGUUGUGGUUUUUCUGUAGCAAAUGAGAAAAUCGUGGGGUAGUGUCAGACUUUGAGGCCAAAACAGAGGAUUGGAAAAAAAGUAAGAGGAGGACGCUGGACGCCUCCAUUGGUCAUUUCCCAUUUUCCCUUCUAUGGUAUCAUGCAUAGGAGGGGUUUGAUGAAGAGGGUUUUGAUUCUUUGAAGAGAUAUAUACAGACGAGAUGAUUCGGUGGUGGAUAUUUAUGCUUCAAUUAACGGAGCUUUUCGUGACCUCGGUGGUGCAUUUGCUUUAUGGGUUUUACAUAUUCAGCACUGCUGUUGCUGGCGAUCUUUCUCAGGCAUGGAGUGAAGGGUUUUUCAAGCCUGCGGUCAAAGAAGAGGUGACCAGAGGGACAACAACAACCACCACCAAUGCUGAUGAUCUCCCUCCUAUCGUCCUCAUCCAUGGAAUCUUUGGAUUCGGCAAAGGGAGAUUGGGAGGUUUAUCUUAUUUUGCUGGGGCAGAGAAGAAAGAUGAGAGAGUUCUUGUGCCAGAUUUGGGGUCUUUAACCAGCAUAUUCGAUAGGGCUCGGGAGCUGUUCUAUUAUUUGAAAGGCGGGCAGGUUGAUUAUGGUGAAGAACACAGCAAGGCUUGUGGCCACUCACAAUUUGGGCACAUUUACAAAGAAGGGCAUUACCCUAAAUGGGAUGAGGAUCACCCGAUUCACUUUGUUGGGCAUUCUGCUGGAGCACAGGUUGUUCGUGUGCUGCAGCAAAUGCUUGCAGAUAAGGCAUUCAAGGAUUAUGAGAACACUUCUGAGAACUGGGUUUUAAGCAUAACAUCCUUGUCCGGAGCAUUUAACGGGACCACAAGAACUUACUUAGACGGAAUGCAGCCAGAAGAUGGGAAAACCUUGAAAUCCAUAUGUCUUCUUCAGCUUUGCCGUGUAGGGGUGAUAAUCUAUGAUUGGCUUGACAUCCCCUGGCUGAAGACUUAUUACAAUUUUGGAUUUGAUCACUUCAACAUGACGUGGAAGAAAAUGGGUGUUUGGGGUCUUGUUGAUUGCCUCCUUGGUAAUGCUGGGCCAUUUGCUUCAGGAGAUUGGAUCCUCCCUGAUCUUACAAUUCAAGGGUCUAUGCAGCUCAAUUGCCAUAUACAAACGUUUCCGGAUACAUACUAUUUCAGCUAUGCUACUAAGCGUACUAGAAAGAUCAUGGGCAUUACAGUUCCUUCAAGCAUACUUGGAAUCCAUCCUUUGUUAUUUAUCAGAGUAUUGCAGAUGAGUCAAUGGCGUCAUCCUCCGGAUAUUCCUCCACCGUAUAAAGGUUACAGGGAUGAGGAUUGGGAGGACAAUGAUGGAGCAAUGAAUACUGUAUCAAUGACUCACCCUCGUCUUCCAGUUGAACAUCCAAACCGUUUCAUUCAAAAUGAUUCCGAGUGCCAACCCUUGCAACCAGGCAUCUGGUACUACAAGCUUGUGGAAGGCGAUCAUAUAUUGUUCAUUGUGAAUCGGGAGAGAGCAGGAGUACAAUUUGAUGUGAUAUAUGACAGCAUUUUUGAACGUUGUAGGAAACAUGUAUUUAGGAAAAGUCCACAGACUUUACCAAAUGAAGCACACCAUUAGACAUUAGUGUUACUUCUGUGGCUCUCACUCACACUCUUCAACUAGAAAAGGGAGCUACAAAGCAAAUUUGGAUUAAUAGAACUUGUAGUAAUUGAACGAGUUGGCACGUUCUAACUCGGUCAUCCAAAUUUCAAACAUUCCAAUCUAGUAAUUCAAUUUUGAAA
Molecule: messenger RNA, 2030 nt
Organism: Tripterygium wilfordii
Lineage: Eukaryota; Viridiplantae; Streptophyta; Magnoliopsida; Celastrales; Celastraceae
Product: lipase-like
Exons: 9
Coding region: 484-1866 (460 amino acids)
Source: RefSeq, a predicted model, not a curated record